Rhipicephalus sanguineus (brown dog tick) is the source of this 5787-nucleotide messenger RNA. RefSeq names its product calcium-transporting ATPase sarcoplasmic/endoplasmic reticulum type (gene SERCA). Gene Ontology annotation, biological process: intracellular calcium ion homeostasis; calcium ion transmembrane transport. Gene Ontology annotation, molecular function: P-type calcium transporter activity; ATP hydrolysis activity; ATP binding. Bases 493 to 3585 code for a protein of 1030 amino acids. The record is from RefSeq and is a predicted model, not a curated record. NCBI's taxonomy places the organism in Eukaryota, Metazoa, Arthropoda, Arachnida, Ixodida, Ixodidae. Gene Ontology annotation, cellular component: membrane. The transcript is spliced from 19 exons.
GCAGCAGGUAUACGAAAGACCUGUGGGGAAAAGGAUCCUCAACGCGGACGAUGUCCUCCUAUUCGCCGAAGUCGACUUCGAUCUAGCCAACUUGGGACUCCUUGUGUUAGGUUGUGUGUGUUUCGUUUCUGCAGGAUUAAUUCCGCGUGCGCUACUGCUACUUUGGCAUUUUUAAUUUUUUUUAAAUCCUGUGGGGGAACGAGACAGCGGAGUGUUAGCCUCCAUCCGUGCUACCGGGACCUGUUGCCUGCUCCAAUAGCAAUUUUUGUUUUGUUUUGUUUUUUCCUUCGUACGCCAGCCAUACGACAAGUACUCCACCAGCUGUGUUGUGUGCUCCGAAAUCCUGGGAACGGAUACAGAAUCGACUUCGGCUGUCGUCUGCUUCGAAGGUAUUGACAGCAGAGGGGGCCGCGGACGGGCGGGCAGUAGCAGCAGCAGCCAGUAGAGGCCAGCACUUGAGCAGCGGGGCCCGGCUGAGGAGGAGCGGGCGCCAUGGAGCUGGCACACACCAAGUCCACCAAGGAGGUGCUGGACUACUUCGGCACAGACCCCGAGCGAGGCCUCACCGAGUCCCAGGUCAAAAAGCUACAGGACAAGUAUGGUCCCAACGAACUACCUGCAGAAGAGGGAAAGCCUCUGUGGCAACUUAUACUCGAACAGUUUGACGACCUUCUAGUGAAGAUUUUAUUAUUAGCUGCUGUUAUUUCAUUUGUGUUGGCGCUAUUCGAGGAGCAUGAAGACUCCAUCACAGCCUUUGUUGAACCUUUCGUCAUCUUGCUCAUUCUGAUUGCCAAUGCCGUUGUGGGUGUGUGGCAGGAACGUAAUGCAGAGAGCGCGAUAGAAGCGCUCAAAGAGUACGAGCCCGAGAUGGGCAAAGUUAUACGCGCCAACAAACAGGGUGUCCAAAAGAUUCGUGCCAAGGAAAUCGUCCCUGGAGAUCUUGUGGAGGUGUCCGUUGGUGACAAGGUCCCUGCCGAUAUCCGGUUGAUGAAAAUCCACUCUACAACCCUACGAGUGGACCAGUCCAUCCUGACCGGAGAGUCGGUCUCGGUCAUCAAGCACACGGACGCAAUUCCAGACCCCCGUGCUGUCAACCAGGACAAGAAGAACAUUCUUUUUUCGGGUACCAACAUUGCAUCAGGAAAGGCUGUCGGCAUUGUCGUUGGCACUGGCCUUGAAACUGCCAUUGGUAAAAUCCGGACAGAAAUGACGGAGACGGAAGAAGUGAAGACCCCGCUGCAGCAGAAGUUGGACGAAUUUGGAGAGCAGCUCUCCAAGGUGAUCUCUGUGAUUUGCGUGGCGGUGUGGGCGAUCAACAUUGGACACUUCAACGACCCCGCUCACGGUGGCUCGUGGAUAAAGGGGGCCGUGUACUACUUCAAGAUUGCCGUAGCGCUAGCCGUGGCCGCCAUCCCCGAGGGCUUGCCGGCCGUCAUCACCACUUGCCUCGCCCUGGGCACGCGGCGCAUGGCCAAGAAGAAUGCCAUCGUGCGCUCCCUGCCCUCGGUCGAGACCCUCGGUUGCACGUCGGUCAUCUGCUCCGACAAGACUGGCACCCUCACUACCAACCAGAUGUCGGUAAGCCGCUUCUUCAUCCUCGACAAGGCUGACCCCGGCGACAUCAGCUUCCACGAGUUUGAGGUAACUGGCUCGACGUAUGAGCCCAUCGGUGAGGUCUUCAAGAACGGCGCCAAGGCCAACUGCGCAAACUACGAAGCCCUACACGAGCUGACCACCAUUUGUUGCAUGUGCAACGACUCCAGCAUUGACUUCAAUGAGUACAAGCAAGCCUUUGAAAAAGUGGGCGAGGCUACCGAGACUGCGCUGAUCGUGCUGGCUGAGAAGAUGAACCCCUUCGGAUUCGACAAGAGCGGCAAGUCCAGGCGUGACGCGGCGUUGACGGUCAACCACGGCGUGCAGGCAAUGUGGAAGAAGGAGUUCACUCUCGAGUUCUCCCGGGACCGCAAGUCUAUGAGCUCCUACUGCUCUCCCACGAGGGCUGCUGCCAACACCAAGCUUGGAACCGGACCCAAAAUGUUUGUGAAGGGGGCCCCAGAGGGUGUUCUUGAGCGGUGCAGCCACUGCAGGGUUGGCGACAAGAAGAUGGCCAUGUCGGGAGCUGUGAAACAGCGCAUCUUGGACCUUACGCGUACCUACGGCACCGGCCGCGACACACUGCGGUGCCUGGCCCUCGCCACCUUGGACAACCCACCCAAGCCGGAAGAGAUGGACCUUGGUGACUCCACGAAGUUUGCCACUUAUGAGGUGAACCUGACCUUUGUCGGCGUGGUGGGCAUGCUCGACCCUCCCCGGAAAGAAGUGUACGACUCCAUCAUGCGUUGCCGGGCUGCUGGCAUUCGGGUCAUCGUCAUCACGGGCGACAACAAGGGCACGGCCGAGGCCAUCUGCCGCCGCAUCGGCAUCUUCGAGGAGGAUGAGGACCCCACGGGCAUGUCCUACUCUGGCCGCGAGUUUGACGACCUACCCUUAGAGGAACAGAGACGAGCCGUCCAGAGGGCGCGGUUGUUCUCGAGAGUGGAGCCCGCCCACAAAAGCAAGAUCGUCGAGUUCCUCCAGGCCGACGGCGAGAUCUCUGCCAUGACCGGCGACGGCGUCAAUGAUGCUCCCGCUCUCAAGAAGGCCGAGAUUGGCAUUGCCAUGGGCUCGGGCACGGCGGUGGCCAAGUCCGCUUCGGAGAUGGUGCUGGCCGACGACAACUUCUCGAGCAUCGUGUCAGCCGUGGAGGAAGGUCGCGCCAUCUACAACAACAUGAAGCAGUUCAUCCGUUACCUGAUCUCGUCCAACAUUGGCGAGGUGGUGAGCAUCUUCCUGACAGCGGCGCUGGGCCUGCCCGAGGCCCUGAUCCCUGUGCAGCUGCUGUGGGUGAACCUGGUGACGGACGGCCUGCCCGCCACUGCCCUGGGCUUCAACCCCCCCGACCUGGACAUCAUGGAGCGGCCUCCCCGCAAGGCGGACGAGUCCCUCAUCUCAGGCUGGCUGUUCUUCCGGUACAUGGCCAUUGGGGGCUACGUGGGUGCAGCGACCGUGGGUGCAGCAGCCUGGUGGUACAUGGUGUGCCCAACGGGCCCUCACCUCAACUACUACCAGCUGACGCACCACUUGUCCUGCCUCACGGACAAGGAGAACUUCCGUGGCGUCGACUGCGCGGUCUUCCACGACCCGCACCCGAUGACCAUGGCCUUGUCCGUGCUCGUCACCAUUGAGAUGCUCAACGCCCUCAACAGCUUGUCCGAGAACCAGUCUCUCCUGGUGAUGCCUCCCUGGACCAACUUCUGGCUGGUGGCAGCCAUGACUCUUUCCAUGACACUUCACUUCGUUGUGCUGUACUGCGACAUCCUCAACACGGUGUUUUCGGUGUGCCCGCUGUCUGUGGCCGAGUGGUUUGCUGUCCUCAAGAUGUCCAUUCCGGUCAUCAUCCUCGACGAGACGAUGAAGUUCAUCGCCCGCAAGUUCAUCGAUGCAUCGGAUCAGAGUGCGUAUCGCACACGUCCCGCUAUGCCUCCUCCGAGGAAGAAAUGCAUGACUGGUCCAGUCGCCCCCGAAGUUCAGAAGAAGAAGAACUAGGCGGACUGGGGCGAAAAAUCAAAGCCAACGAAGCGAAAAGGGGGAAAAAAAAAAAAAAUGGUGCGCGCCCGCCCGCCCGCCCCCUACACCUUUUGCACGAACUGUUGUUUUUGGGCGACUGCGAGAAGACUCCAGCCGUGCGGGGACAAGAAAAAGCAAACAAAAAAGUGAACAACUACCUUCGUUAGUGAAUUGUGUGACCUCAGAAACUUGUAGUAGUGCAUGUUUCUCACGUUAGCGGUGAAUUCAAACUUUAUCCUCUCUCGUCUUCCUUUUACGUUCUCUCUCUCCACAUUUUCUCGUAUUUCUUUUUAUUUUAUUUUUUCUUUCCCGAAUGCUCUCGAAGCCGUCUUAACCGUUCGUGACAUUUGCGAGGGGCGUUUUACCUAUCCGAAGAGGAAAAAAAAAAAAGAAACGGAAACCGAAACCGCCCCGCGACGGUUUUUUCAUCCCCACACGUUAACGCACACACAUACCCUUACUUCAUUUUUUUUUUUUUUUUUGCUCUCGUGUGUGUGGUUUUUCUCCAGUUUUAAGGGGCCUUGAGCCCCGUGUUCAGAGACCCCGCUUUAUUUUUUGCUGGUUCCCGGUUGUGUAUAAUGUAACGAUCUUUAGGAAAGAUACGAAACUAGCCAAACAGCGGUGGUGUCGGCCGUGCGCGCGGCGGCGGUUUUUUAUUUUUCGUCUGCUAUGCGUGGGCGUCUGCUAGUUGCGCGCUGGCCGCACCCACCAAUUCCAAGAAUAACAAAAAAGCGAGCGAGAACAAAAGAGAGGAAAAAAAAAAGGUAAACAGCGCUGCCAAGAGCCGCGUACGGCGUUGACCUGAAAGAUGGCUGAGCGUCGUGCGAGCUCUGCCGGGAAUUUUUAUUUAAAAAAGAGGCGGGUCUUCGGAACGCGCAGCCAUCACGUACGUGUACCAUCUCAUUCCCAGUUCCUGUAUCUUUGUUUUUUUUUCGCCCAUGUGUGUGUGUGUGCACCCGCCACUUAUUAUGUUAAUUUAAAUACCGAGAGAGCGGCAUUUUCAGUGAAGAUAUACGGUACGUGUACCAUUCUACUGCAAGCGUUGUGUGUUUCUCAACGUAGGGAUGUUCUAAAUGACCUCCACAUUUUGUUUUUUUUUUUUCUUAUUCUUUCUUGCUCACUUCUGUUGUAUAGCUGAGCAUCUUUUUCGUGGUCGCGUCGUCUUAUUCUUUUUUCUUCGCUGCUUGAUCGUGUGUACAUGACAUAGAUCUGGCGUAUUAUUUGUGCGCUGAAGUGCUACUCUGCGUGAAAGGAACAAAAAAAAAAGGAAGAGUAUACAAACAGUCUUCAUCGGAAGUGCAUAACCGAACAAGUGUACCGCUAAGCGAAGGCAUUGUAACGCCGGACCUAGUCUGGGGAUCGAGGGUGUUAGGGAAGAAGGAAACACGCGAAAGAAAUUGCCGCCCUGCGCUCACAUUGUACGCACCCUGACUCGCGUGGUCAGCUCGCCGCAAUAUGAGAAGAGUUCUGCGAGAGAGAACAGCUAGGCGACAGUGAUAGGCUUCCCGUGCCGUGCGUCUCGGAGGCUUCGGCGCCAGACGACUCUAGGUUCGCCCCGCGAAUCGCUGUAGAUGGCGCUCGCUACGUGUGUUCGAUGGAGGCACCACGUGCGGCUCCCUAAAGGGAGCACCGGCGGUAACUCUAGUAUUCGAUAAAAGGGCACGACUGCAAUGCAUCGGGUGAGGAGGAGGGCGCGUGGAUCUUUCAAUCGCCGCACAGUUAUAUACAUGCACAUCGUGUACGCGCAUAAUGUUGUUCGGUGCUCUUUGUUUCGCGCUAGGGUUAAGAAUAGAACCCCCCCGAAGGAGGAGGGAAAAAAAGGAGGAGACUGCCGGCGCCACGCGACAGAUGGCGCUCGCUGACACGCAGAAAACGGCGGGCCGCCAGUGUCGCGUAGCGUCCCAUAUGUGCAACGUCCUUCGUUUCCCGCGGACUUUUUUUUUUUUCACUCGUCUCUCGACCACUUGUGAUAUAUGUUAGCGCUGUGUGUCGUCCCACCGCCACUAUAUACCCACCCUGUGUACCACACGCCCCCACCAACACCACCACUACACAUUUGCCCCGCCCCCUUAUCCCCCUCCUCCUCAAUCGGAAUGGGAAAGAGACCGUUUUGUACAGACCGGUGUGGACGGAGGUCGAACAGUGUACCAUACUAGAGAGAAAAUAAAACACGACUCCUCU